Molecule: messenger RNA, 3283 nt
Organism: Larimichthys crocea (large yellow croaker)
Lineage: Eukaryota; Metazoa; Chordata; Actinopteri; Sciaenidae
Gene: zbtb39
Product: zinc finger and BTB domain containing 39
Exons: 4
Coding region: 290-2848 (852 amino acids)
Biological process (GO): regulation of transcription by RNA polymerase II
Cellular component (GO): nucleus
Molecular function (GO): protein binding; DNA-binding transcription factor activity, RNA polymerase II-specific
Source: RefSeq, a predicted model, not a curated record
AUAAAAAUGAAGCUGCCCGCGGCCGUGAUUGGGCCCCGGGCCUUACUUUGGACAUCUCUCUCUCUGCGCAUGCUCAGUGCAGCGCCUCGUGCGGCCUGUAGGGGGCGCGUGCGCCACCCUAAUUUGUUGACAUACGUCACAAAAAGGCGACUGAAGGCGAUAAUACCGUUUGUAGUGUGUGUGUGUGUCUGUGUGUGUGUGUGUCCGUGAGGAAGCAGACACACAACCGACGGACCGUCCGUGAGCGCGAGGCCAGCUUCAAUGGUUGGACUGUAGCGCACCAGCAGGGAUGAGGAUCCGGCUUCAGGGUCCCGGCCACGCUGCCAGCCUUCUCGCCGAGCUCAACCGCUGCCGUCAAUCCCGACGAUACUGUGAUGUGUUCCUGCAAGUCGGCAACCGCACGUUCGCCGCGCACCGCGCCGUGCUGGCCUGUGCCGGGACGUACUUCAGCAACCUGUUCGCCCGGGCUUCGGCUUCGGCCUCGUCCAGCGCCGCCCUCUCUUUGGAGUUCAUCUCCCCGGCCAACUUCGAGAAGGUGCUGACGUUCGUGUACACGGGGGAGAUCUUGACGGAUCUCAUAGAUGUCGGGGUGCUGUACGAGCUGGCGGAGAGGCUCGGCGUUAGUGAACUGGUGCAGGCUUGUCACGCCACCUUCCCCGACCUGCAGGCGUCUGUGUCUGCAAACUGUAAAGCGGGCGGCUCAGACCUGACCCUGGACUCCAGCAUGGGCGCCGAUCCUGCGUCCACAGUUGUUGCAGCGUCUGUAUCUGCGUCGUCUGUGUGUUCGUCCGCCGCAUCCUGCUCUUCCCUGUCGUCUUCGGCUGCCGCGACGCCUGCUGCCGCUCCCUCGCCUCUCUUCCAAGCCAGGACGGCCAGGACAGCCAGCCGUGAAGCUCACAGCGCGGCUCUGUCUCUGGACCUGAAGGCAGAAGACGUCCAGUCUCAUAUCGGCUACGGGCAGAUGGCAGCAGAUCAUCAACCACCAGGAGGACACAGUCUUCUAACCAGCAGUCAUUCCAGUGAGUGUGAUGGCGUGCUGCCUCCGGGGCCGGUGCUCCAGCUGAAGAUGGAGCAGGGCCUGGAGGAGGAGGAGGCGGAGGGCAGCUGUGACGCCGACAGAGACAGACAGAUAGUUUCUGAGAGCGCGGGGAACUCUCUGCCUCAGAGCAGCGACGCCGCCCCGUCAGACUCCUGCUCCUUCCCCGACUCUUCGGCUCAGCUCGGAGCAGAGGCCUGCGACCCGACGUCGUCCUCCGGCGAGCCGCUCAGCAGCCUGCAGGUGGGAUCGGUGGAAGGCGGCGGGCUGAUGUUUGGGGAGGUGGAGGACGGAGAGAACGAGGAGGAGAGGGAGGCUCUGCAAGGCAACGGAGCAAUGGAGGGGACGGAGGAGGAGGAGCAGUGGAGACGGCUGGCCGGCGAGAUCAUCGAGCUGAGCGACGACGAGAACUUCAUGGAGGAGGGAGACGAAGAGGACGAUGAAGACGACCUUGUGUGUGUGGAGAACGGAGAGGGAGGGAACUCGAGCGGCCAGGUGACGGGGAACAUGCUGUCGUGUAAAGCCUGCGCGGCGCCUCUCCCAGCCGACCCGGCCUCCAUCAGAAGGCACGCCGAGUCCCACCUGACGGAGCUCGGCCUCUGCAGAGUGUGCGGCGCCUCGUUCCAGGACCGGGCCGCCGGCGUCACACACACCCUCUCCCACGUCGGGGCGCAGCUCUUCACCUGCGACAUGUGUCACCUGCAGUUCUGCAGCCAGAACAAACUGCUGCGGCACCACCGGCAGGCGGCGUCCAGCUACACGAUACCGCAGGGAGCGCUGACCAACGGCGGCCAAGGCCUGAGCGCCGAGCUGCAGUGUGCCGUGUGCACCAAGACCCUCAGCAAGGACUUCCAGACCGUCAAAGACCACCUGCUGAGCCAUGUGUGCGCUCAGAGCCUGAGCUGUGGAGUGUGUCACCUCCCUCAGCUCUCCCUGUGCUCCCUGCUGUGGCACGCCCUCGCCCACCUCUCUCUGCCCGUCUUUACCUGCCCGCACUGCGCCCGCUGCUUCGUGGAGCGCUCCCUGCUGGACAGACACAUGGCCGCGCACGCCGAGGAGGCGGCGGCGAAAGAGAGGGAGCGCUCGGCGCUGAGGGCUUACGGUGGCGGCGUGGCUGGAGCGGAGGAGCUGCAUUGCUUCCUGUGCCCGCAGACUUUCCGCACGUCCUCGGCUUUUCAGUACCACCUCAGCCUGCACACUGACUCCCUGGGGAGCGGCGGAGGCGCUGGGGGUCAGGGCUGGCUGGGCAAGCGUAAAGCUGACCAGUCUCUGGAGUGCCCUCCGUCUUCCUGCUCCUCCUCCUCUCCACGGGAGGCCGGUGGCCUCGUUAAAAUGAGCAACCUGGGUUUGGGGUUGGGGAUGGGCUUCAGCAUGCCGGAUAAGUUUUUCCAAGGGUCGGUGCACAACCUGUCCUCCGGGGUCGUGACCAACGGGAGCUCAGGGCAGGACGGUGGAUCCGGUACGGCGGGCGUUCGUGGGAAAUGGUACCGGUGUCGCUACUGCGGCAAACGCUUCGCCCACUCGGGCGAGUUCACCUAUCACCUCCGCAUCCACACCGGGGAGAAGCCCUACCAGUGCAAAGUGUGUCAGCGCUUCUUCAGAGGCCGCUCCACCAUGAUCUGCCACCUGAAGACGCACGCCGGCGCCCUCAUGUACCGCUGCACCGUCUGCGGCCUUUACUUCUCCACGCUGAAGCUGGUGUCGUCGCACAUGGAGCUCCACAAGGACCACCUGCCCCCGGACUUCAACAUCGAGCAGACCUUCAUGUACAAUGAUCACUCUAAAGAACCGAUGCCCACUGUGGACACCUGAGCGGCUCCGAGCGCCGGCCCGGUGUGUCUCUCCUCGACGACACUUCCUCUGUGUCUGGUUAUCGUGGACCACAAACUGCAUAUGAUUGUUUUCAUCAUCGAUUCAUGUUUUUGAUUAAUCGUUUAGUCUGUAAAAAUGUCCAAAAAACAAGAAGAAAUGCCAAAUGAGUUAAAGCUGACAUCUUUAAAUAACUCACCAACAGUCCAAAACCCAAAGAUAUUAAUUUAAGAUGAUUAUAAAAGAGAGAAAAGCAGCAAAUCCUCGCGUUUGAGGAGCUGGAACAAGACAAAGUUGGCAUUUCUGCUUGAUAAAUGACUUAAAGCAACACUGUGUACCAAUACUAACGAGUAGAAAUACCAAUUUCUGUCUUUUUUUGUGAUUUAGUGCCUCCAGUUUCAGAGUGUGAUCCCACUGUGGUUAACAAACAUCAACAAG